This is a messenger RNA of Dibothriocephalus latus, 618 nucleotides long. The record is from the annotation of a GenBank genome assembly. Lineage: Eukaryota; Metazoa; Platyhelminthes; Cestoda; Diphyllobothriidea; Diphyllobothriidae.
AUGAAUAAUUCGGUUGAUCUAAAACAUACUGAAGAGAAGGCGAAAAAAUUGCAGCAGGAUCGCAAAAAAUUGCCAAUCUGGCCAUACCGGAAGCAGCUUGUUGAUGCAGUCAGGAACUGUAAUAACUGUGUGAUCAUUAGCUCCACCGGCACGGGAAAGUCCACCCAAUUACCCCAGUUUCUACUAGAUGGAGGUUUUACUUCGUCGGGGGCAAUUGCCAUAUCCCAGCCACGACGAAUAGCCGCCAUUACCGUUGCCCAGCGUGUCGCCGAGGAGUUGGGACGUGGUCCAGUGGGUGUUGGGCCAGUGGGCUACUGCGUCCGUUUUGAGGACUGCAGUGACCCCAAACGGACCCUUUUACGUUACAUGACUGAUGGCAUGCUACUGCGUGAGGCAAUACUCGACCCUCUCCUCAAACGCUACUCCGUUAUCAUCGUUGACGAGGCUCAUGAACGCAGUCUUAACACUGAGGUCCUCCUUGGAGUCGUUCUCAAUGCCAGUCGUAAACGCAGAGCGUCGUUUAACAACAAGUCUGGCACAGGUCCCUCUUCCCUAAAAACCCUCAAGGUGAGUGUAAACACACUGUUUUAUUGCUGUUGUCGUUUGUGCUCCACCUAG